This is a messenger RNA of Parasteatoda tepidariorum (common house spider), 2275 nucleotides long. Its product is annotated as choline/ethanolaminephosphotransferase 1. NCBI's taxonomy places the organism in Eukaryota, Metazoa, Arthropoda, Arachnida, Araneae, Theridiidae. The record is from RefSeq and is a predicted model, not a curated record. Gene Ontology annotation, biological process: phosphatidylethanolamine biosynthetic process. Gene Ontology annotation, molecular function: diacylglycerol cholinephosphotransferase activity; ethanolaminephosphotransferase activity. Gene Ontology annotation, cellular component: endoplasmic reticulum membrane; Golgi apparatus.
CAACAAUCAUUUUGUAUACAAACGUCGUUUUGGAGAUUUCACUUUAUGUGAAAAGUUGUUUUAAUUAAGGUUUUGAAAAUAAAGAGAUUUUCCUUUAAAUUUUUUUUGUGUAAAUUUCCUAUUUGCGUAUUAUUUGUAUUUUUCGGGAACUUCGUCUCUUUUAUUAAUAAUGUUCAUUUGUCAAAUUUAAUUUACUGCUGAUUGACAAUUAAUUCCCUUUUCAUUGGUUAACAUAAUGUUUUUGACUAAAGAUAUACUCACACCUUUUCAAUUAAAACGAUUGAGUGAUCAUCGGUAUAAUUCUUGUGGCCGUACAUUGCUUGAUCCUAUAGUUCAACCUUUCUGGAAUUGGGCUGUUUUAAAGCUUCCAUUAUGGCUGGCACCGAAUUUAAUGACUAUUGCCGGACUUUUAAUCAAUAUUCUAACAUCUCUAAUACUAAUAUGCUAUAGUCCCGAUGGUCUGAAAGAGGCACCACGUUGGGGUUUUGUGUUGUGUGCUGUAGGUCUUUUUGUUUAUCAGUUGUUAGAUGCAUGUGAUGGAAAGCAAGCAAGAAGAACAGGAACUAGUAGUCCUCUAGGUGAACUCUUUGAUCAUGGUUGUGAUUCACUAUCAACAGUUUUUGUAUCUCUUGGAGUAUGUGUAGCAGUUCAAUUGGGGUCUUAUCCUUCGUGGAUGUUCUUUCAAUCUUUUACAGCUAUCACACUGUUUUACAUUGCUCACUGGCAGACAUAUGUAACGGGUACUCUUCGUUUUGGAAGGUUUGAUGUCACAGAAGCACAAUAUACUGUUAUGCUAAUACAUAUUAUAUCAGCGAUUUUUGGGCCGCAUAUUUGGUCUAUUCAUAUUCCCUCUUUGUACAUAGAAAUAAAGUUGAUUCCAGUUUUUGUAGGAUUUAUUGCUGCCACAUUUGCGUUUUACUCAAAUUUUAUGAGAAUAUUUACUGGCGGUGCUGGGAAAAAUGGAUCAUCUGUUGCAGGGACGAGCAUACUUUCACCCUUCAUACCUCUUGCAUUAGUGGUUGUGCCAGCUUUUGUUAUUUAUCAGAAGUCCAUCACAAGAGUUUAUGAACAUCAUCCUUGUUUGUACAUUUUGGCGUUUGGUGUAGUUGCCUCAAAAGUCACAAAUAAACUUGUGAUUGCUCAUAUGACAAAAAGUGAAAUUGAGAAACUAGAUUCAAUCCUUGUAGGGCCUGGAAUGCUCUUUCUUAACCAGUAUUUUAACACCUUCAUUGAUGAGUACAUUGUAUUGUGGAUAUGUUUGGCAUAUUCUGUUGCUAACUUUCUUCACUACAGUUCUAUAGUAUGUAUGCAGAUAUGCUCUCAUCUACACAUUCAGCUAUUUACUAUAGUUCCUCAAACAGGGUCUCUUCCAGAAGCAAACACAGAAAACCAAUUUUUGUCUACUCCUCUACUGCAAAGUGCUUCAAAUGAUGUAACAGAUGAACCAUGUGAGUCCAUCUCUGUUGACCAAUCACCAUCAUCCUAUCAGCAUUCAUUCUUGGCCGAUUCUGAAUCUCUUACUGAAUGUAAAUUAGAUGAUGAGAUACCUUAAGUUUCAUCUGGAAUGAUUUUUAUAACAUUAAGGCUUAAGUAACUUAAAUUGCAUCUGUGAUAGCUCUCAAUACAAUUUGGUGGAGCAGAUUAUUAUGAAUGAGAUAUAUAUUUAUUUUUUACUCAACUAUAGUACUUCUUUACGGAAACCUAGAAAUAUGUCUCCUUUUAAUUCUAUCAAUAUUUUUUUUUUAUUUCGUGUUUUUGUAUUCUUUUUUAUAAAUUUAUUGUGAUUAGUAAAACAAUUAAAAAUCAUUUUUAUUAGAUUUUAUUAUUAAAGGCAUUAAUUUCGCAUAAGAUUUGUUUAUAAGUAUCUUAUUUAAACCUUCAAUAAUUAAUUUUAUAUUUAUGUUCUAUCUCUCAUUGCAAAAUAUCUAGUUAUUAUGUUCAAUUCUUGUAAUUAAAAUGUUUGUCAAAAAAAUUAUUUUAAAUAAUUUAUGUUUUAUUUGGAAUUAAAAGGUAAAUAUAAUUACAUUAUGAAAAGUUCAAUGUUUAAAUUAGCUUGAUGUCAAAGAUUUCGAUGAGUGUGAUUGUAUUAAAGAUGCCUAAUUGGAGUACCAAUUCCUGUUCUUUUUUUAUUUGAAAAUAUUUUAAACAAAUAGUGUUUAACCAAUUUCUUUGCUUUGCUUGUUCUAUGUUGUUUAAUUUCAGAAAAUUUUUUCAUUGUUUAAUAUAUUUAUCAGGCCCAGAAAUAGCUUUUUUUAUCAUCAUUUGCUACAGGGUG